Molecule: messenger RNA, 2121 nt
Organism: Suillus plorans
Lineage: Eukaryota; Fungi; Basidiomycota; Agaricomycetes; Boletales; Suillaceae
Exons: 14
Coding region: 1-2121 (706 amino acids)
Source: RefSeq, a predicted model, not a curated record
AUGUCUCUGAAAAAACUUGGCUUGCGCAUUCAACUUGGACAUAAUCCUAGUGAUUGCUCACUGGAUUUUUGUGAGUGCACAACAGCACAAAUUUGUUAUAAGCAACUUCUCCAUGCUCGAUUGUACCCAGCUACAACUACUGAUCCACGAACAGCUGCUACUUUUGGUGUACUGGAGCACUAUCACCUACUAUCAUUUGAAUUGAAAGUUUCCACAUACAAGUUCUACCACAACUUAGCAAGGCGCAGCGACAAUACUGGUUUAACACCAAUCAAGGAUCGUUAUGCACCUUUCAUGCACAUAGUUCAUGAAUGGAGGCACCUGCGACAACUUCAAUGCGCGGUCGCCAGCUCGUGUCCUACAGCGGGCAGGGGACAUGAUCCCAAUGGUGUUGGUGCCACACAAGAGGGUGAGCUUGCAGUAAUGUGUCCUGCAUGCCCUCAGCCUGAGAUGAACUUACCUGCGGGUUGGGAGAACUCAGAACCAAAUGUGAAGUGGUGUUAUGUGCUUUUCAUUGCCAUGGAUGCAAACUUUCGUCUUAAAAGGAAAGCUGUUUUGAGCGACCAAGUCGAUCCUGGUUUGAAUGCCGGCUGGGGUUAUUUUGUUGAAGAGCAGCAAUAUAAAUCAUACUUAAGUCAUUGUAUGACUGAGCAGCAAGAGCGCAGUACAUGUGUCAGUCAUAAUGCCAUCAACAUGGCAGAUACAAAAUCUUCGCAAGGUCUAGCUGCUACUGGAGUAGGCACUGUGGAUUGUGCUCGACACGACAUGAAGCGUCCGAAUGGUGUGGGGGACCUCCAGAAGGGAGAAAAGUAUCUUAAUAUGGAUUACCUCAUGUUAUCUACACUUGCAAAUUCAUCGGUACCAGUGCUCAACGUAUCAUACAACAUUGCAUGCCAGUGGUCCAAGAAAUUCUGGAACUGGAUGGAAGCAAUGCCGACUCACCUCCACCUCCCUCGUGAUAAUCUCAACAUUCAUUAUUCUGUCCUGAAGUUCCAUAUUGGUGCUCACAUUGAAGAAUGCCAAAUAGCAUACUCUUGGAACUUCGGCAAAUUUGUGGGCUGGACAGAUGGUGAGGCACCAGAACGUGGCUGGGCGAACAUAAACCGAGUUGCUUCAAGUACGAAGGAGAUGGGCCCUGGCACUCGGCGCGAUACAUUAGAUGAUUAUUUUGGCGAUUGGAAUUGGAAAAAGAUUACCGCACUUGGUAUGUCGAUUUCAAUUCAUUUCUGCUACCAAUUGACGGACUCUCAAACUUUGAUUCUGGAAUGGAGGAGUGAAAUUGAGGCCUGGGAGGAUGAUAGCACAUCACCCAAUUCUUUCCAAAGCCGGGUCAUUUCGGUCAUGCUUGCAGGUGUGCAUUCACAGCUAGCUGACUUGGAAGCUUCCGAGUUGCAGGUGGGGAUCAAUUGUUCACUCCAUUGUGACAUAUCACCGAGCAUUCUUAUCAGUACAGGGAUAGAUAUUGAAGAGCAGCAACAACGCCUUCAUUGUGACAUCGCCAACCUUUCCCUGCACCCCACUGACAAGCAGAAAGAGAUGCUGACACACUGUACGAACACAUUACAAUGCAAGAUAGACACCUGGACUCGUGUCCAGGAGUUAUACAUGCCCAUAGUGUCCACCCUUCGUUCUUCACACUUGAAUCCUGCCGCACCAACCGAAUUAAAGCCACAGGACUUCCUUCUUUACCUGCCAUCUGCUCUCGACGAUACCCUCCACUGUGAUAAACAACUCCGUGAUAACGAGUGGGAGCUAUGCUAUGCCCAGGCUCUGGAUGCCCUAAAAAAAUUCAAGGAGAAGAACCUGCGAGGCCAGGCUGCUUCCAUGCACGCUCAGGCCCUUAUCGCACAGGUUGAAGCACGAAAGGAUGCUAGAAUGGGGACACUAUCGUGGAUCUGGGUGGCGCAUCAAGCUGACAAUAGCUGCACUGAGAAUGACAAGGUUCAAGACUGCAUCCAUAUAGAAUGGUGCAAGGCAAGAGCACGCGCAGCUCGUUGGUCAGAGGAAGUUGAUUUAUUGCUCGAGGAGAUGCGGAGAGUACUUGUAUACUUGGAAUGGGAGAUAGAGGCCUGGCGAAGCCGCGCAACUCGACACCAAAUUAACAAGCUGCCAGAACAAUAA